This is a messenger RNA of Symbiodinium sp. CCMP2592, 354 nucleotides long. NCBI's taxonomy places the organism in Eukaryota, Dinophyceae, Suessiales, Symbiodiniaceae. The record is from the annotation of a GenBank genome assembly.
AUGACGGCCACCGAGGUGAGGGAGUCCUUCGCGAGAGUUCGGCGAUUCGGCGGGGGAUUGCACCGUUUGUCGCUGGCAAACAGUGUGGAGUACUGGGGCGAUGUGGAGAAGCUUCCGUCCUUGGUGCGGAGCAUCCAUGCCACCAAGGCGAUGCAAAUCAAAUACGGCACGUCCAAGACCGCGAAAACGCACCUCCUGACAAAGGACCAGGUGGCCAAGUACCAUCUGGCCUGGGUGAGCUAUGCCCCGACGUCCGGCAAGUACACGAAUGCCUCGUACUCCAAGGACCACCUGAAGCUCCACACCGACCUCCAAAGGCCUAAACUUUUUAAACCCUGUAAACCCUCUCUAUAA